Messenger RNA from Stereum hirsutum FP-91666 SS1, 255 nucleotides. RefSeq lists its product as uncharacterized. The transcript has 2 exons. Bases 1 to 255 code for a protein of 84 amino acids. Lineage: Eukaryota; Fungi; Basidiomycota; Agaricomycetes; Russulales; Stereaceae. The record is from RefSeq and is a predicted model, not a curated record.
AUGGUUCAAGGAAAGACGAAGAAUCUUCAGAAAUCAACUGGCAACUCUCGAGCUGCUAAGAAAGCCGCCGCCAAUCCGAAGAAGGGCAAGAGGGCUAUUGCACCGAAAAAGGAGGCUCUGGUCAAACAGGCUAAAAUGCACCAGAACUUGAGCGCAAAAAUCAACAAGACCAUUGAGCAGCAGGUCGUGAACGCUGCGAGCUCAGGAAAGCUGACCAUCAUGAAGAACAUCGCUAGUGACCGGUUCGUUCUAUAG